Molecule: messenger RNA, 2048 nt
Organism: Cucurbita pepo subsp. pepo (vegetable marrow)
Lineage: Eukaryota; Viridiplantae; Streptophyta; Magnoliopsida; Cucurbitales; Cucurbitaceae
Product: synaptotagmin-2
Cellular component (GO): endoplasmic reticulum
Molecular function (GO): lipid binding
Source: RefSeq, a predicted model, not a curated record
UCUUCACUCCCCAUUGACCGAAUUACCGACACACCCACGCGCUUCUUCCGCGUCUCAAGCCCCGUUUCCUUCCAUCACUAUGCCGCCUGCCUCUGGUUGUAGUCGAAUAAAUGCUCCUUUAUUACUCUUCCGAUUCUUCCAUUUCCUCUCCGAUCUUAUCCUUUCCUCCAUUUCCCUCUUGUAAUCUUACCUUCAACAGAUCGGCGAUUCCUGUUUUGGGAAAUCAAUUAAUCGCCUCUCUCUGUAAUGGAGAUACUCUUUAAAGGGGUUGUUUAUUUUGCUCUGUUUUGAUAUCUUCUUCCUGUUUGAUUCCAGAUGGGGUUGCUUAGUAGUGUAAUGGGUUUCUUUGGAUUUGGCUUGGGAACUUCGAUUGGGCUUGUGGCUGGAUAUUAUAUGUUCAUCUAUUUUCAGCCGUCCGAUGUCAAGGAUCCUAUCGUUCGCCCUUUGGUCGAACAAGAUUCAAGCUCAUUGUCACGGUUGAUGCCAGAAAUCCCUCUAUGGGUGAAAAAUCCCGACUACGAUCGCAUUGACUGGCUCAACAAAUUCCUUGAAACUAUGUGGCCUUACUUAGACAAGGCUAUAUGCAAGACAGUGAAGAACAUAGCAAAGCCUAUCAUUGCAGAACAAAUUCCAAAGUACAAAAUCGACGCCGUUGAAUUCGACACGCUUACGUUGGGCUCUCUACCGCCCACGUUUCAAGGAAUGAAAGUUUAUACGACCGACGAUAAAGAGCUGAUCAUGGAACCAUGUAUGAAGUGGGCAGGAAACCCGAACAUUACUGUUUCGGUGAAAGCGUUCGGAUUGAAAGCAACAGUUCAGGUGAUUGAUUUGCAAGUAUUUGUCGUUCCACGUAUAACCUUGAAGCCAUUGGUCCCGACAUUUCCUUGCUUCGCGAAAAUAUUUGUGUCUCUCAUGGAGAAGCCCCAUGUCGAUUUUGGACUGAAAUUGUUCGGUGCAGACACGAUGGCCAUCCCGGGGCUGUAUAGGUUUGUUCAGGAAACUAUAAGAGACCAAGUCGCGAAUAUGUAUCUAUGGCCGAAGACCCUCGAGGUCCCGAUAAUGGAUCCUGUGAAAGCCAUGAAGAAACCUGUUGGCAUCCUUCAUGUGAAGGUUUUAAAGGCAUUGAAGCUUAAAAAGAAAGAUCUAUUUGGGGCAUCUGAUCCUUAUUUAAAACUGAAGCUCACUGAAGACAAGCUUCCUUCUAAGAAAACGACCGUGAAACCGAGUAAUUUGAACCCGGUAUGGAACGAGGAGUUUACGUUCGUCGUGAAAGAUCCCGAGUCACAAGCUUUAGAAUUGGUUCUUUAUGAUUGGGAGAAGGUUGGCAAGCAUGAUAAGAUGGGGAUGAACGUUGUUCCGUUGAAAGAACUUACACCGGACGAGUCGAAGGAGUUUACUCUCGAGGUAUUGAAAAAUAUGGAUCCUAACGAUACACAAAACGAGAAGUCGAGAGGGCAGCUUGUCGUGGAAUUGUUGUACAAACCUUUUAAAGACGACGAAGCUCCAAAAGACGUCGAGGACGAGAAUGCAGUACAAAAGGCUCCUGAUGGAACGCCGGAAGGCGGUGGUUUGCUGGUCGUUAUGAUCCAUCAAGCUGAAGAUGUCGAAGGGAAGCAUCAUACGAACCCCUAUGUUCGGUUACUUUUCCGAGGAGAAGAGAAACGAACUAAGCAUGUUAAGAAGAAUCGAGAUCCGAGAUGGGACGAGGAGUUUCAGUUCAUGCUCGAGGAGCCACCGGUGAAUGAUCGGAUCCAUGUCGAAGUACUGAGUGCGUCUUCGAGGAUAGGCCUGCUUCACCCGAAGGAAAGUUUGGGCUACGUGGACAUAAACCUAUCUGAUGUCGUGUCGAACAAAAGGAUUAACUCUAAGUAUCAUCUGAUAGACUCGAAGAACGGUCGGGUCCAGAUCGAGCUACAAUGGAGAACUUCAUCAUAGGCUAGUGAUUAUUAAGCUACACUAGUGAUUGUUGUUUAAUUAAUGAAAUGUUGAUAUGUUAUGGGUUUAUUUGUAUUUGAUCCAAUAAUAUCAUGCAUUUAUGCUUUUCUUGC